Molecule: messenger RNA, 3448 nt
Organism: Carlito syrichta (Philippine tarsier)
Lineage: Eukaryota; Metazoa; Chordata; Mammalia; Primates; Tarsiidae
Gene: MMP24
Product: matrix metallopeptidase 24
Exons: 10
Coding region: 1-2133 (710 amino acids)
Biological process (GO): proteolysis; extracellular matrix organization; collagen catabolic process
Cellular component (GO): extracellular matrix
Molecular function (GO): zinc ion binding; metalloendopeptidase activity
Source: RefSeq, a predicted model, not a curated record
AUGGUGAUUGUCUGGCUUGUGGCGGCCUCCUGGGGCUGGGCCAAGGACAUUGUGCCGAAUGCCAGGGAAUUCCCGCUAGUGCACUCAUCACCCACUCAAGAGCCAGUGGCAGCCAACAGGCAAUGCUGCACCAUUAAGGUGUUUGUCAAGAAGCUGAGCUGGGCAUUGUGGGCGAUCCUGAGGGCCCUUUUUAGACCGGCUGUAAGAGAAGAAGAAGAAGAAAAGAAGCCGCAUUUGGAAGCAAACUUGUGGAAUCUUAGGGGACUGAGAUCAAGGUGUUGGCAGCGACGCAUUCCCUCUGGACAGCCCUUCCUGGUCUCUUCCAGCUUCGAGAGGCUGCCCACAUCCCUUGGUCUGUGGCUCCUUCCAGCAGUGGCAUCGCUGCCAUAUCUGCUUCUGCCUUCCACCACCUUCUCCGACUCUGAUCUUCUGCCUCCUCUUAACUGGUUAAAGUCAUAUGGCUAUCUGCUUCCCUAUGAUUCACGGGCAUCUGCAUUGCACUCAGGAAAGGCCUUACAGUCUGCAGUUUCCACUAUGCAGCAGUUUUACGGGAUUCCUGUCACCGGUGUGUUGGAUCAGACAACCAUCGAGUGGAUGAAGAAACCCCGAUGUGGUGUCCCUGACCACCCCCACUUGAGCCGCAGGCGGAGAAACAAGCGCUAUGCCCUGACUGGACAGAAAUGGAGGCAAAAACACAUCACCUACAGCAUCCACAACUAUACCCCAAAGGUGGGUGAACUGGACACACGGAAAGCUAUUCGCCAGGCUUUCGAUGUGUGGCAGAAGGUGACCCCACUGACCUUUGAAGAAGUGCCCUACCAUGAGAUCAAAAGUGACCGGAAGGAGGCAGACAUCAUGAUCUUCUUUGCUUCUGGUUUCCAUGGUGACAGCUCUCCAUUUGAUGGGGAAGGGGGAUUCCUGGCCCAUGCCUACUUCCCUGGCCCAGGGAUUGGAGGAGACACUCACUUUGACUCGGACGAGCCAUGGACGCUAGGAAAUGCCAACCAUGAUGGGAACGACCUCUUCCUGGUGGCUGUGCACGAGCUGGGCCACGCACUGGGACUAGAGCACUCCAACGACCCCAGCGCCAUCAUGGCUCCCUUCUACCAGUAUAUGGAGACACACAACUUCAAGCUACCCCAGGAUGACCUCCAGGGCAUCCAGAAGAUCUAUGGACCCCCAGCGGAGCCUCUGGAGCCCACAAGGCCACUCCCCACACUCCCCGUUCGCAGGAUCCACUCACCAUCAGAGAGGAAGCACGAGCGCCAGCCCAGGCCCCCUCGGCCACCCCUUGGGGACAGGCCGUCUACACCAGGCGCCAAACCCAACAUCUGUGACGGCAACUUCAACACAGUGGCCCUCUUCCGGGGCGAGAUGUUUGUGUUUAAGGAUCGCUGGUUCUGGCGCCUGCGCAAUAACCGGGUGCAAGAAGGCUACCCCAUGCAGAUUGAGCAGUUCUGGAAAGGCCUGCCCGCCCGCAUAGACGCAGCCUACGAAAGAGCCGAUGGGAGAUUUGUCUUCUUCAAAGGUGACAAGUACUGGGUGUUUAAGGAGGUGACGGUGGAGCCCGGGUAUCCCCACAGCCUGGGGGAGCUGGGCAGCUGUCUACCCCGUGAAGGCAUCGACACGGCUCUGCGCUGGGAACCUGUGGGCAAGACUUACUUCUUCAAAGGCGAGCGAUACUGGCGCUACAGUGAGGAGCGGCGGGCCACAGACCCUGGCUACCCAAAGCCCAUCACCGUGUGGAAGGGCAUCCCGCAGGCUCCCCAGGGGGCCUUCAUCAGCAAGGAGGGCUAUUAUACCUACUUCUACAAGGGCCGGGACUACUGGAAGUUUGACAACCAGAAGCUGAGCGUGGAGCCAGGCUACCCACGCAACAUCCUGCGAGACUGGAUGGGCUGCAACCAGAAGGAAGUGGAGCGGCGCAAGGAGCGACGGCUGCCUCAGGAUGAUGUGGACAUCAUGGUGACCAUCAAUGACAUGCCAGGCUCUGUGAACGCUGUGGCCGUGGUCAUCCCCUGCAUCCUGUCGCUCUGCAUCCUGGUGCUGGUCUACACCAUCUUCCAGUUCAAGAAUAAGGCAGGCCCUCAGCCUGUCACCUACUAUAAACGGCCGGUCCAGGAGUGGGUGUAAGCAGCCCAGAGCCCUCUCCAUCCACUCGGUCUGGCCGGCCAGACCCUUCCUCACCAGGGUCUGAGGGGCAGCUCUGGCUACUGCCCACCGGGGCCAGCAGGGCCCUUGGCCCAGGUCGUACAGCUGAAGUGGUGGGUGCACUGGCCCUGGUUGAGCAUGGGCAGGGAGUAACAGGGGCUGUGCCCCAGGGUAGCUGUCUGGUGCCCAGCUGCCAGCCUUCUGUCCUGGGUGAACUGCUCUCUACUUGAGGGAACAGGCCAGGUCCCAUCAGGAGGCAGGGCCCAUGCCAGGAGGAGCCUCCAUAGUCACUGCAUCCUGUGGUGUCUAGGAGGCACCACGACUCCAUGCCUGGCUGGCACUGAGCACCCCUGUGGGAUGCCAGUACUAGCUCCCAUCUCCCAUCUGGGAGGUGCCACCAGUCCCAGUCCCCUUUUGCCAACACCUGCUGGUCAGAUGUCCCCCGUCCCCACCCCACUGUUCCCCAAGGACCCUCCUGCUGACAUAGUGGGCGACAGGUCCGGGUAUCCCCUGCUGGUAUACAGCAGGUCCUCAGGAAACCUGCUCCACUUGUCAGGGUCUCCUCUGAGACCCAGGAUUUAGGGUCAUAAGCUGCAGGCAGGGCUGUGGCCCUGCUGGGUCUGACAAGGACCCGGCUCUCACAUCGUGAAUCUUUAAAUGUCCUGUCACACUGUUUAAAGUCCCAUUCUGCAAAGGCUGCUUGAGACUUUAGGUGAACUAGAGGUGACUGGCUUGGUGAUGGGACCAGCGUGGUGGCCCUCCCCCAGGCAGUAAGGACCAAGGUGCUGCUAGGGCCCCUCCAGCGCCCAGACACCCCCGUAGCUGGGCCCUGCUCACAAGACUACAGAGCUGGGGCAAAAGCUGACCCCACUUCUGGAGGCCAAUCCAAGUCUGUGACCGCCCUCCACUCCCCCAGUUAUCCUCGUCCCUCCCACAUGCCCUGAUCCCAGCCCUGCUCCAGCCUGUCUUCAGGGCUCGGGGCUCAGCCUGACUAGUGAGGUGAAGCAGAGAGGGCCACAGAGGCAACGCAGAUGGGGCCUUGUGUCAGGGUCCGGGCACUCCUGAAGUGCUUGGCGCUCUCAUCCCAGGCUGCCCUGAGGCCUACGCAAUCUCUCAGCCUGGAGGCAGCUCACAGGGCCCGUUUUCCUGCUCUGCUGUUAGAAAAGAGCACUCCCGACUGGCAGCCGCCCCAAGCCAAAGGCCCCCUCCUCGACCUUCUCUGGACCACCACUGUCUGGCAGGAGUUCCUAGUGCUGUCCGCCUUACUCCUACCCAGUGGAGGCAGGCUGCUUGUCAC